AUGUGCCACCCAAGCGAAGCGUCCGACCUGCCUUUCUCGUACGGCCGCCGGAACCGUAGGCCCGGGAGCGACCCUCUAUCGUCGCUCCAUCGCCCAUUCCCCAUCCCCAUUCUUAUUCUAAUUAUCAUGACCAUUGGUUCCUCCUCCUCCAAAACGAGCGCCACCAUCAGUCACCACCCUCCCUCCUCCUCCACCACUUCGUCCACCCAGGCCUGCGCCGCCUGUAAAUACCAGCGCCGCAAAUGCCCACCGGACUGCACCCUAGCCCCGUACUUCCCCGCCAGCCAGCCCCGUCAAUUCUUGAACGCCCACCGCCUCUUCGGUGUGAGCAAAAUACUAAAGAUGAUCCACCAUAUCGAUCCUCGUCACCGUCCCGACGCGAUGCGCUCCAUCAUCUUCCAGUCCAACGCCCGCGCCCAGGAUCCCGUCGGCGGCUGCUACCGCAUCAUACGUGACUUCGAAUGCCAGCUCCAACGUGACAAUGCCGAGUUGGCCCUCAUCCACCGUCAGCUUGCCUUUUGUCGGGCCCGGGCCCGGAACCAAGCUAAUCUAUCGCCCGCCGAUCUUAAUGAUCUUCCUGUUCUUCUUCCUAACCCACCUGACGAUGAUGAUGGUGGCAGUGACCACGAUGAUUACGGCUAUGCCGAUAAUAUGUCUCUGAGCAUCACCGAUAGCCUUAAGAACAGUAAAAAUGGAUUGAACCUGCCGGCAUCGCAGCAGCAGCAGAAGAAUUGUGCGGUGGAGGAGCAGAAUGCGAAACCGGUCGUAGAUAUGUUUGACGUCAGGCAGGAUAUUGCCAGUGGAGACAGCUCGAGGAAUAACGCUGAUGCCUGCACCAGGACCAAAAUGAGCAAAAGGAGACCCAGACAUGAUCUGAGCGGCGCAGCCUCCUUGUUGACCCUCACAAACAGUACGGGGGGUUGGAUAACCAUGCCUUAA
Molecule: messenger RNA, 939 nt
Organism: Elaeis guineensis (African oil palm)
Lineage: Eukaryota; Viridiplantae; Streptophyta; Magnoliopsida; Arecales; Arecaceae
Source: RefSeq, a predicted model, not a curated record